Molecule: messenger RNA, 216 nt
Organism: Meloidogyne enterolobii
Lineage: Eukaryota; Metazoa; Nematoda; Chromadorea; Rhabditida; Meloidogynidae
Source: the annotation of a GenBank genome assembly
AUGGUAGCAGAAUGCGUUAGACAAGAUGGGGGUGCUCAGAAGCGUUGCGAGACUUUAAUGGCUUGGUCCCUUCUAAUGCAGUUUAUUUUCUCUAAUGUGCGCGAUGGUUAUUAUGCUGAAGUGCGUCAACAACGGCGUUCUUCUCUGCCCCAGCAGCGAUUUUUAAUAAAGCAGAAUAAUUUGAAUAAUACAGUAACGGGGAGAGGAAGUUUGUAA